Molecule: messenger RNA, 2098 nt
Organism: Morus notabilis
Lineage: Eukaryota; Viridiplantae; Streptophyta; Magnoliopsida; Rosales; Moraceae
Product: clathrin interactor EPSIN 1
Exons: 13
Coding region: 145-1884 (579 amino acids)
Biological process (GO): endocytosis
Cellular component (GO): clathrin vesicle coat; endosome; plasma membrane
Molecular function (GO): phospholipid binding; clathrin binding
Source: RefSeq, a predicted model, not a curated record
GCCGAGAAACGGAUUUAAAGCUGAGAAUUAAUUCUAAGGUCGAAAUAAGAUCUGAAAGCUUUUAGCAACCAAAAAAAAAAAGUGUGAUUUGAAGGCGGUAAGAUCUGAAUCCUCUCAUCCAAAUCACCAAGCAUAAGAUCCGCCAUGGAUUUCAUCAAGGUCUUCGAUCAAACCGUCCGCGAAAUAAAGAGGGAGGUCAAUUUGAAGGUCUUGAAGGUUCCCGAGAUCGAACAGAAGGUCCUGGAUGCUACGGACAAUGAACCUUGGGGUCCUCAUGGCUCUGCAUUGGCAGAGAUUGCACAAGCCACCAAGAAAUUUUCAGAAUGUCAGAUGGUUAUGAAUGUCUUAUGGACAAGGUUAACGGAGACUGGCAAGGACUGGCGCUAUGUCUAUAAGGCAUUGACUGUGAUAGAGUAUUUGGUGGCACAUGGAUCUGAACGUGCUGUUGAUGACAUUAUUGAACAUACUUUUCAAAUUUCGUCAUUAUCUAGUUUUGAAUAUGUUGAGCCAAGUGGGAAAGAUAUGGGGAUAAAUGUUAGGAAGAAGGUAGAGAACAUUGUUGCAUUGUUGAAUAGCAAGGAUAAAAUACAAGAAGUUAGAAACAAAGCUGCUGCAAACCGUGACAAGUAUGUAGGACUAUCAUCUUCUGGAAUCACUUUUAAGUCAGGAUCAGCUUCAUAUAGUAGUGGCAGCUACCAAAGUAGUGACCGCUAUGGAGGUCUUAGCGGCACAAGAGAUGGUGAUAGAUACAGGGAUCAAUAUGAAGAGGAAAAGUCUGAAAGAGAUACUUAUGGUAAGUCCCGCCACACAAGUGAGAGCCAAGGAAGCACUUUGAAGAACGGUUCGACAAACUAUGGAAGCAGGAAAGACCAGACAUCAAAGCCAACAACCAAAUCCAAUGAUUCUGAUAAGUACAGUUCAAUUCCUGCUCAAAACUCAACUCUUCCUUCAAUCAGUGAGGAUGAUUUUGAUGAUUUUGAUCCCCGUGGGACUUCUACCACAAAGGCUGCUGGAAGCUCUAAUCAGGUGGAUCUUCUUGGGGGAAGCUUGAUUGGAGACCUUAUAGAUGCUCCAAGCCCGGUUCUGUCAGGAAAUCCUACUUUGAAUAGCAGUUCAUCAGAGGUUGAUUUGUUUGCUGAUGCCACUUUUGUAUCGGCAGCACCUCAGGUUGAAACUAGAGCAAACUCUCAAACUGAGGUUGAUCUGUUUGCGGAUGCAACUUUUGUAUCAGCACCACCUCAGGUUGAAACUAGAGCAAGUACUCAAACUAAGAACGACAUUGACCUCUUUGCGUCCCAACCUCCCAUUUCAUCUUCAGCUUCUUCACCAGUUGACCUUUUUGCAACCCCUGACACAGUUUCGCAGCCAGAAAUUAAGUCCACACAUACUGCACCAAUAAAUGCCAACAUUGUUGAUCCCUUUGCAGCUGUUCCACUGAACAAUUUUGAUGAUUCUGAUCCUUUUGGUGCAUUCACCUCUCAUUCAAGUUCAGCGUCUUCAGAACCUUCCCAAAAUUCUGUCAAUAGUGGCAGUCACAAUGUUUCGGGUGGAAAUAUUGCAUCUGACUCAAAGUCUUCAGCCAAGAAGGAUACGUUCCAGGUGAAGUCAGGAAUUUGGGCUGAUUCACUAAGCCGUGGAUUGAUUGAUCUUAACAUAUCUGCUCCCAAGAAAGUGUCUUUAGUAGACGUUGGCGUUGUGGGCGGAUUAAGUGAGGGAUUAGAUGAAAAGGAGAAAGGACCUGCAACUUCAUAUUACAUGGGGAGAGCGAUGGGUGCAGGGUCGGGUCUUGGUAGGUCCGGGUUCCCUUCACAUGGCACGGGAGGGGAUGACUUCUUCUCAAGCCUUGGUGGUCAGCAAUAUCAAUAUGGUGGCUUUCAGAAGUAAAUAAAAUUAUUUCUCAUUUAUCUUCUGCAUAUUCUUUGGCAUAUUUGGCCGCUAUAUUGGAGAAAUCCUCCCGCGUUGUGUGCUUAGUUUCUUCCUACAUGCAGUAUAUGAUGUUUCAUUUGAGUAGUAUAUUUAAGAUGGGUGAUAUAUAAUUGUUGGACUUUUCGAUACAGUGCAACGAGAUAUUUUGUUAUGAGAUGCUCCGAGUUUUCUA